UACCUUUCAUUGGGUCUUCGCUGAUGAUCCGCCUGUAAAAGCAAUGUACGGUAUAAACACACACACAAAACUCUUUCUAUCGUAUUUUUUUUAUACAGUGUAAAUAGUCAGAAAAAAGUCUAAAAACUUGUUUUUCUUACAUGAGUUUCACUUCGGGUAAUCCGGCUUUUGGGGGACUUCUUCUCCUUUUUGGUAACACAGGUGGUACUUUCGAUUUCGAGAACUGCAUCAUACAAGAUACAACCACACAAACUAAACAUAUUGUUCGUCCGUUCAUCGUGCUUUGUUUAGGGUCUAAAGUUUAGGCGAAUGAAUUCAACUUGUUUGAAGAGAUAGGCCUCUCAGUUUCUAAUAUGUUGAUUGCACAUGCGCAAAUAUGACAGGAAACUCAACUCAAAUGAUCUCUCCAAGAAACAGCGCUUUGAUUUUGUUGUGCUUUGGUUAAGCCAUUAGGUUUGAUUCGUCUAUACGUACAUGUAGUAAAGCGGUUUAGCUGCCUAAUGGAACGAAUUAAAACGAAUAUAUUAUUAAACUACAAAAUGAUACUGAGUUAAUGAUUUAAUCUCGCAAACUACACAAUUUUGGGAGUUUUAAUAUAUCUGAUUCAGCGCCAACAUGUAUUUACAUAUUUGUUCUAACCUUCACUUACUUGCAUUAAAAUGCAGUGGUAUGACCAGUUUCAACGAAGCGAGACCUCAGUACAAUUACGUCAUAAUAUGGGUAAAUGUUGAUCAAAGAGAGUGUGUGAAAAUCGCCGUGUGUGGACGCUAUAAUAUGUUAUGUUAAAACGUUUUUCAUAGCCCAUGUGUUUUAUUUUUCAAUUUAAUAACAUAAUAUGUAUUGCAGUAUACGUAUGUGAUAUACAGAUAUAACAGCGCAGCUUGGAUAGAAUCAACGGGAAAACGUGGAAGCGGUAUAUUCGUGUUUCUCAGAACAACUGUAUCUUUUGAGUGCUGAUGUUUGCGUAAUGCCACGUCCCGAUGUGGUUGUAGAAACAUUGAUGAGACCAGACUUGUAGUGCUGUAGGCAGAAUUGAAGAGGAUUGGAAAUAGUUUAUAAAAGUAUAUGAUUAUACUAAUUUAUUAUCUCUGGUAAAUACAGAAUACUUUAUUUGCUGUAGAAGAAACGUAAUGAAUGGAUGUAGGAUAGUCAUAUUUAGCAUUGUGCAACUAGCCGUUGUUGUUGUGGCGGAUGACCCACCAGGUCACAUGCAACACAUUGGUUCGCACAUGCCACCCAUGCCUAUAGAAGAAAGGGACGAUUUUCCAACCCCGAUCGAGUUUUACGAUAACUACGUCGCACCUGCGAAACCAGUGGUGUUUAAAGGAGUAGCCAAGAAAUUUCCUAACUUUAACAACUUGAGAAACGACUCUUACUUGAGAGAACGUUAUGGAGAUGCAACAUUCAGUAUAGAACCGCUCAAAGAAAGAGUAAUAGAAGAACCAUUCCCUAUGAAAAUGUCAGAAUUUCUGUCUGUUUAUGAGAAAGAAGACGUUUACAUUAUGAGUCAAAUAUCUAAUGAGCAGUUUGCGGAUGCUGAAGUGUUCGUUCCGAAGUCGCUACUGUGCGGAAGUUUUUUUAAACUGUUAAAUGUGGUGGCGAUGUGGUUUUCAGCAGGCGACUCCAACUCUCUUCUUCAUAACGACAGUAACGAAAAUCUAAAUUGCCUUUAUGAUGGGAAGAAAGAUCUGUUACUUAUAGACCCGAAAUACGAGGACAGUCUGUCAUUGGAUGAUUUACUCGAUCAGUUUAGUAACACGAGUAGUGUAGAUGUUGAAAGGGUUGAUAUGUACAAAUAUGGAAAUAUUUCAAAGAUACCGUGGUAUGGAGCAACUAUCGAGGCUGGAGACUGUUUUUACAUGCCAGUUCGGUGGUUUCACCAAUUAAAAGGACCAAAAGGCAGAAAACUUGCGAUUAACUUUUGGUUUGACCCGGUAAAUGACCAGACAUUUCAUGAAGAUUGCAUUGGCACGUUCUUCCCAGAAUACGAAACGUUGUCUCACUAUCGCAAGCAUCCGGCUAUGAGCCUUGAACAACGAAUUCUCCACAACGCAUUCAAUGGGUCUUUCAAUACAACGAAAAGUAAUUUGAUUAACGCAGUGGUCGAUCUCUUCCCUGAUAACUAUAAACAGGAGGACAAAGUCGAUAUUCUUAAGCAAACAGCACAAAAGUACUUUCACUUGCUGGACACAGACGAAGACGGUGUAUUGACCAUCCCAGAAGUUGAAUCUUUCAAGGAACGAGAGUCGACCUACGGAAAAUUCUUUCAACCUCCAAGCAUAAAGGACGAAUUAUAA
This is a messenger RNA of Ciona intestinalis (vase tunicate), 2297 nucleotides long. The record is from RefSeq and is a predicted model, not a curated record. NCBI's taxonomy places the organism in Eukaryota, Metazoa, Chordata, Ascidiacea, Phlebobranchia, Cionidae.